This is a messenger RNA of Camelus dromedarius (Arabian camel), 1043 nucleotides long. Its product is annotated as protein NipSnap homolog 3A. NCBI's taxonomy places the organism in Eukaryota, Metazoa, Chordata, Mammalia, Artiodactyla, Camelidae. The transcript is spliced from 7 exons. Gene Ontology annotation, cellular component: mitochondrion. Bases 126 to 869 code for a protein of 247 amino acids. The record is from RefSeq and is a predicted model, not a curated record.
GCCCCGCCCGGAGCCUGCCGCUGCGAGACGUGCCGGGGCUGCUCCCUGCCAGUGGGGAGCCACAGGCGGAGGAGUUUAAGGAAGAAUACCCGCCGGGUGCCCUCCUCAGCGCCCGAAGCAGCGCCAUGCUUGCCCUCCGAAGGAGCCUGACUAGAGCUGUGGCCGCGCGGACGCUCGCGCCUCAGAUGUGCUCAUCUUUUGCUACGGGCCCCAGACAACACGAUGGAACGUUCUAUGAAUUUCGCACCUAUUGCUUUAAACCUUCAAAGAUUGAUGAAUUUCUGGAAAUUCUUAAGAAAAACAUACAUCUUAGGACGGCUUACUCUGAAUUGGUUGGAUUCUGGAGGGUAGAAUUUGGAGGCAGAACGAAUAAAGUGUUUCACAUUUGGAAGUAUGACAGUUUUGCUCAUAGAUCUGAAGUUCGGAAAGCCUUGGCCAAAGAUAAGGAAUGGCAGGAACAAUAUGUCAUUCCAAAUUUGGCUCUCAUAGAUAAACAGGAGUUUGAAAUUACUUACCUGGUGCCAUGGUGCAAAUUAGAAAAACCUCCCAAAGAAGGAGUCUAUGAGCUGGUUACUUUUCAGAUGAAACCAGGGGGGCCAGCUCUGUGGGGUGACGCUUUUAAAAGGGCAGUUAAUGCCCAUGUGGAGCUAGGCUACUCAAAACUGGUUGGAGUUUUCCACACAGAAUAUGGAGCACUCAACAGAGUUCAUGUUCUUUGGUGGAACGAGAGUGCCGAUAGUCGCCCAGCUGGGAGACAUUUGUCUCACGAGGAUCCCAGAGUUGUGGCAGCUGUUCGGGAAAGUGUCAAUUACCUAGUAUCUCAGCAAAAUAUGCUUCUGAUUCCUACGUCAUAUUCACCACUGAAAUAGUUUUCUGCUGAAAUACGAAGCAUUUCAUUAACUGCAAAAAGAUGUGUCUGCUAAUGGUGCCUAAAUUCUCCUGAGAUUCUUGCUAUUAUUUGAAGAAAGUAAUCACUAAUGAAGAUCUUUGGGACAUCUAUUUGUUUAUGGAAAUACUUGCCUUAAUAAAAGCCUACAUAUCCA